AUGGUCUACGAAGCGGGAAGUGUCAUUCCGGGUCGUCAUCCAUCCUCGUCGAACCAAACCGUCUCGUUCCUGCUAGAAAUAUUAUUUGAUCGUCUUGGCAAGGCAGCAAAGCAUACCUGGAAUAUGUCAGACUCACCACCGCAACGAAUGCUGAGCGACACGACCCUUCAGAAGCGAUCGGCCGUGUCUAGUUUUCUCUUCAAGCUCUGUGAUGCCAAUGCACAUGCUACUAAAGUCGCCUUGUUCCGGCGGAGCGACAAGGUUCACACCUACCCACGUCAUCUCGCACCAAUCGCUGGUGCUAUCGAUCCCCAGACGGAUGCGACACCGGUGGAGACAGCAUGGAGAGAAUUGAAGGAGGAGACAUCUCUGACAUCGUCGACAGUCAAACCAUGGCGGAAAGGACGAGUCUUCUCUUUUAAGGAUGAAUCAGUUGGUAGAGAAUGGACCAUCUACCCGUUUGCGUUCCUACUCAAGUCGCCAAGUGAUCGGACGGAAGCCUUACAGCCGGCUGAGAACUGCGACAAUGAUGACGGGGACGGCAUUACUUUGGACUGGGAACAUGAUUUCUACAACUGGCACGACCCAGACGAAGUUCUGUCACGAGUAAACGAGAAAGGAGUUGACGCGACGAUAUGUGGCCAAAAACUCGUGCCGCGGAUUGCCGACUCACUACAAAACGUGUACCCGGAAUACGAGCUCGGAAAUACAGCGGGAAGACGCUUAAGGGAAGGUCUACAGCAAUUACAGAAUGAUCACGAGAGUGGGGCGAGAGAGUUGGCUACCAUCGCUCUGAGCAUUCUCAAAGAUAUUCUGAUCGAAGUGCGACCAUCAACAGUGCGAGUUGAGAGCAGCGAGGAUGAAUGGGGUGUCUGGUGGAGGAACGUGCGGCUCAUAUCGUGGCAUAUUUGGACAAACGGUAGAGAAUCAAUGGGUGCAGCCAUUGGUAGUGCGCUCCUCUCUGUCCUUGUGGACCUGGAGAAGGUUUACGAAAAGCGGGAUUGCGAGGACGAUAUCGUUCGCAUCGUCGAGUGUUCAAUUGGAAAGAGGGAAGCGAUGAAAAAGAGGCUCUGCGAAGCGUUCGACGCCUAUCUUCGGGACGAAGUAAUCGGGAAGGGAGAUAUGAAAGAAAGGAAGACCUUGAGGGUAAUGACAUUGUCAGCAAGUUCCACAAUCAGAGAAUCUAUCCUACACUUUCUGAGCAGUGGUGUUUGCGACUUCUCAUUCGAGACUCUAGAUCUGCGGAUCUUGGAGUCAAGGCCACUUUAUGAAGGUGUGUCCCUCGCAUCGAUAAUAUUAUCGUCAUAUAAAUCGCUCGGCAAGGAUGUUACUAGACCCAAAAUCAAUAUAACCCUAUACACAGACUGCUCAGCAGCACUAGCAGCGAGAGAUGUUGAUGUGGUUUUGAUAGGCGCCGACCGCCGCAUCGCAGGGCUCGACGGGGCAGUGAGUAACAAAACAGGCAGCUUACCUGCGAUUCUGGCAGCGAAACACCUCUCGCCACAGGCCAAAAUCCUUGUCAUCAGCGAAUUAGAUAAAGUGGCCCAAGUUGAAUCAAUGGAUAGCCAUGCAGAAGAGGACAACGAUGUAGCGGAAGUGUUGUGUGCGUGGAGAUUGGCUGGGGUGAAAGGGGCCGGCGUAAUUGACAGUCAAUUGAGCGGGGAGCAGAAUGACGAUGCUUUGGCAGUGAAAAACGUCUACUUUGAGUGGGUUCCGGCGGCGCUGAUUGACUCCUACAUUACGGACGAGGGAGUCAUGAGUGUCGCUGGUAUACGUGAGCGAUCUACCUGGGUCAUUCAACAAGUCCAUAGAUUUUUUGAUCAUUUGUGA
This is a messenger RNA of Talaromyces marneffei, 1830 nucleotides long. RefSeq lists its product as uncharacterized. Lineage: Eukaryota; Fungi; Ascomycota; Eurotiomycetes; Eurotiales; Trichocomaceae. The record is from RefSeq and is a predicted model, not a curated record. Bases 1 to 1830 code for a protein of 609 amino acids. The transcript has 2 exons. Gene Ontology annotation, molecular function: S-methyl-5-thioribose-1-phosphate isomerase activity.